This is a messenger RNA of Trypanosoma brucei brucei TREU927, 843 nucleotides long. RefSeq lists its product as hypothetical. The record is from RefSeq and is a predicted model, not a curated record. Bases 1 to 843 code for a protein of 280 amino acids. NCBI's taxonomy places the organism in Eukaryota, Euglenozoa, Kinetoplastea, Trypanosomatida, Trypanosomatidae. The transcript has a single exon.
AUGAAGCGCGCGCGCAAAGUGUACAGUGAUGACGAUGAGGAGCGGUGCAAGAAAGUGGUAGACUUCAUACGGUCCCUACGGUUUUCCAUCCCACUCUACCGCCUGCGGGAGCAGAAUGACCGCAGACUCUGCCCAAAGUGCGGCAGGCGCCGUCAGUAUUACUGCUACGAUUGUCUGAUAGUGGUGCAUCCGGAGAGCCAACCCCCACCCUUGAAGCUUCCACUUAAUGUGUAUGUCAUCCUCCACCCUGGCGAAACGCGGGGUAAGAGCACAAGCCUGGCCGCAUCAACUAUUUCACCGGACUUGCACAUCAUCGAUUACCCUCACGUGCCUACUGAUCUUGAACCGAAAGCGACGCUGUUGCUCUAUCCCAGCACCGAUAGCACGGAGCUGGAAAGCUUAGAGAACUUGGAUUCUUGUAAGAACGUUGUAUUCAUUGACGGAACGUGGCAGCAAAGCAAGGCGAUGGCUCGUGACGAACGGCUCUCUAAAUUUAGGCAUGUACGGAUAAAGGCACAGACUUCGCUCUUCUGGCGCUUCCAGAAUAAUGAUCCCACUUAUUUGGCAACAGUGGAGGCCAUUUACUACUUUCUGCGCGAGUUCAUAUCACAGAACAAUAAACGGCGUGCUGGAUGCCAGCCACCGUAUUAUAAUGGAGAUGUCGAUGACAUACUUUAUUACUACAUCAACCAAUAUAUCGCUGUGCAGCAGCGCUACUGCAAGAGCGAAUUGGAAUACACAACAAGACACUUCGACAGCUAUAUUAUUCGCUGCUUUUCAUGGGAUCAGCUAGUUGCCAAACCUUCGGAAAGCGCUCCCGUGGUCAACCACAGAACUUCGUGA